Molecule: messenger RNA, 1119 nt
Organism: Hansenula anomala
Lineage: Eukaryota; Fungi; Ascomycota; Saccharomycetes; Phaffomycetales; Wickerhamomycetaceae
Exons: 1
Coding region: 1-1119 (372 amino acids)
Source: RefSeq, a predicted model, not a curated record
AUGUCACCAAAAGUACUAUUAAAACAAUUACAAUGGGGAGAUUACCUCAAUAAAGCAUUUGGAACUUCAAGUGAUCCCCAAGAAGCUCAAAGAGUCCAAAUUCACCAACAUUUUAUGGAUCUAUUUGUCCAUACCCAUGGUCUUUCAUACUAUACCUUCAUUUUUGCGUUCUUUAAAAAUUGUCCAGAUAUAAUAUCAAACAUCUCUGACCCGCUUGAAGUUCUUGUGAAAUGUGAGAUUUAUGAGGUAACAUUAAUUGACGAUGGAAUAAAUGCUGGCAAAUCACAAAUUAAUGGAACAUCCCAGUGCAGUACUAGAAUUAAGAGCGAAAAGGCAUUAUGUAUGUACAUCAGACGACCAAUGGUCGAUAUUCAACAAUCAUUUCGAAAGAUCUUGAGUGGUUUAAGAGAAGUAACACCAGGAAAUUCUUUGAGUCAACAUUACUUAACCAUUCAUGAGCUCACGUCUACUCAAUUGGUCAAAUAUGGGUUUUGCUUUACGAUAUUUAAACCUUGGCACAUGAAUAGACUCGGUGCAUCAGCCAUCAUAUUAAGAUUACUGGCCAAUAAAGAUUUGGGUAUGAACGAAUUGAGAUUAAGUGCAGCAUUUUGGAGAAAAGGCAAUUUCGAAUUGGGGUUGUUACAACCUGCUGAAUUUGAACCAAAAAGGGGUCUCUUGUCUUUGAAACAAAUGUAUGAGCCUCUAAUACGGGCUAGAAUGGGCUCAUCACUAGAAGUAGGUGGUCGAUCAAAUGAAGAAAACAAUGGUGUGCCUAUCAGCCUGGUUAACAAUUCUGAUAAUGCUAGUGAAAUCAGUUGCUGUGAUACUGCAGAUGCAGAAAUUGGAGCUGGAAGAAGAGCUGGUAAUGGCUGCAAUAAUGGUAGAUAUGGUACUAUUGAGUCUUCAGCUUCAAAUCUCAGAGACAAUGCUGUUGAAGCAGAGAAUCAUCUGAACAUUAGUGAUCUUGCGGAUGAUAGCAAUUAUGGGUGGAAAGGUCCGUUGAGAUUUAUUCCUGGGGAUAUCAGGUUGUUGGCCAGUAAUGAGUUUACAAGUGAAAAUGAUGUCGAUAAUCCGCCAUCAUACGAGGACACUAUUCGAAGGGAUGUAAUGUCUCGUUAG